UGGUUGCCCACAGUGGUGUGCUGCAGUCCGCUCCCUGCCGUUGUUGAGUAAACUACAUGGACAUUAGCGAGCGCAGCGGCACAACCACCGAGCCAGAGUGGAUUAAAACAGAGUGCGUGUGUGGAGAGCCACUCGAUAAACGACUGUGUAACCAACUGAGAAACCCCGGUGUGUAACAGCAAGUCCGUUACACCAGUUUGCAGCUGCGAAACAGAAAAGAAAGCCUCUUGGUGAACUCAGUAGUGCCGAGCAUUGUGUGUCAGGCAGGGAGAGCUCGGCGGGAAUGGCUUCAUCUCCGUGCAGCAACAGUAACUUUGAUUCCGGUCUGGAAAUCAAAACUCGCUCGGUGGAGCAAACGCUUAUUCCUUUAGUUUCGCAGAUCACCACUCUGAUCAACCAUAAAGACAAGCCAAAGAAGUCAGAGCGCACCCUGGCAGCCAUACACAGGGUCGGUCAGGCAGUGAGCUUGGCUGUGGGACGUUUUGUCGCCGUCGGGGAGGCCAUCGCCACAGAGAACCAAGAGCUGAAGGAUGAGAUGGGUCAAGCCUGCUUCGAGGCACGCAGAGCAGGUGAUGCCAUAGCCCAGCUGACUGAUGUGGGAUCAGCCUUGCCGUCCCAGUCAGACGGACGUGUCACUGUGUUCAGUGAUCGGACAGGGAUGGUGAAAGCUGCCCGCUUGCUCUUAUCCUCAGUCACUAAAGUCCUGGUCUUAGCCGACCGUAUUGUCAUCAAACAGAUAAUCACAUCACGCAACAAGGUCCUGGUUACCCUCGACCAUCUGGAAAGAGUCAGCACCUUCCAGGAAUUUGUACAGAUUUUCAGCCAGUUUGGCAAUGAGAUGGUGGAGUUUGCCCACCUCACCGGAGACAGACAGAACGACUUGAAGGAUGAGAAGAAGAAAGCACGGAUGGCAGCAGCCAGAGCAGUGCUGGAGAAAUGCACCAUGAUGCUCCUCACAGCCUCCAAGACAUGCCUGAGGCACCCAGAUUGCGAGUCGGCGCGGAUCAACAAAGACGCUGUGUUCCACCGAAUGCGCUGUGCCCUGGAGCAGGUCAUCGAGAUAGUCACUGAGGCACGGAGCUGUGGGGAGAACAAGGUCCUUCCUGCCAGCAUCUACAACGGCAUCAAGGACUUCAAGUCCAGCGUGGAGUGCCUGCGGGAGAACCUGUACUCCUUGUCACCCCAGAGCAUGGGCAGCCAGCUGGAGGUGCUGGUGGAGCGGACAGAGGACUUCACUGAUUCAGCCUACACCAGCCACGAGCAGCGGCAGGCCAUCCUAGGUCUGUGCCAGCUGGCUCGCCAGGACACUCAGCAGCUGGUGCACGCCUGGUCUGAGGCGCAGUCUGUCCAUGCCAAAGAGGCCACAGAGGACAUGGAGGUGGCCAUCCUGAAGACAUGCCAGAGCGUCAAUGACCUUAGACGUGAGCUCCAUAAGGUGGCAGUCGGUCGUGCCUCAGACUUGCUCAAAGUUCACGGGGAGCAGUUGCCUCUACGGGCUCUCAAAGCUGCAGGCGCCGAGGGAAACCUGGAGGCAGUGGCAGAGUAUUCGCGCAAGCUCACCGAGCAGAAGGAGCAGCUGGUGGAGACGUGUCGGCUGCUGUGCCACGUGUCAGGCACAGAGCCUCUGGAGAUUACCUGUGUACAUGCUGAGGAGACCUUCCAUGUCAUUGGUCCACAGAUCAUCUCGGCCGCCCAGACGCUGGCCCUCCACCCAUCCAGUAAGAUUGCUAAGGAGAACCUGGAGGUGUUCUGCGAGGCCUGGGAGUCGCAGCUCUGUGACAUGGCCCUGCUGCUGAGAGAGAUCAGUGACGUCUUUGAAGGCAGGCGAGGAGACAAAAGACCCUAUUUGUCACUUCCUAGACCCGGGAAACACUCACUCACCAACUUGAAGACUGCCAAGGCUGUCAAGUUGGAUGCAGAGGAGCAGACAAGCAUGGCAAAGCUGGGUCUGGAGCUCCGUCUGCUGUCGUCAGAUGUUGACACAGAGGUGGAGAAAUGGGAGGAGCAGGAACACGACAUUGUCCGGCAGAGCCAGAGCCUGGCCAGCAUGGCCUACAACAUGCACCUGUUCACCAGGGGGGAGGGGCUGCUGAAAACAACACUAGAUCUUUUUCAUCAAGCUGAGGUUCUUUCUGAAGAAGGGCUCCAGCUGUGCUCAUCUCUCCGCACUUUUUCCACUCAGCUGGUUGAUGAGGAAAAGUCUAUGGUGAUGACAGAGAUGGAGAAACUGGUGGCAUUAUGCCAACAGCUGCAGAUGGGUUGCAAGACUCCUGUACAGGGCAAGACUGCCACCUUCCAGAAGGUGGAAUCAUCCAUUCAGACAACCAGAAGCAUCUUGACUGUGGUCCUCUCCCUCCUCCCAUUCUGUAACAAGAUUAACAGAAAGUACAAGUCAGAGAGGAGCAGCCUGGGUUCCCCGCAGGACUGGAGAGAGAGGCAGGAGGCAUCCACACCUGUCAAAGAGGAGGGAGCUCUCAACAGCAAGAACAGCAACGGUUUUGGUGUCAAAUCCUUGGAGCACCGCAUGGUCGGUCUCAACCUCCUGGAGAGCAAAUAAUCCAGGAAAUAGUCACUUCUUUUGUCCACUAUUCUCCCUUGAAGCAGCACGUAGCCAACCUCACCUUUCUGGAGGACAUGUAAUCCAGGAAAUACUUCACUCCCCUCAUCCCCAUGCACCCACCAAUGAGUGGGCCAGAGCUGUGGGGUGAAGAUGGUUGCCUGGGUCAGUCAGAGUUUGUAUUUGCUGUCUGGAUGAUGAAUUGUAAGGUUCACAGAGGAAAAAGCAGAUCCAAGCUCUCUGUGCCCAGGGACAGUUUUACCCCAGGGUAGCUUGUUACCUGAAGCACCAGUUCCACCCCAGUCCACAAGAUGGAGACAAUCAGCCAACACUAUGACUUUGCCAUUUGCAGUGAGCCAUACAUCCGUCUCCACUAUGUGCCUCUGUGUAACAAGCCUAUUUGCUUUGUGGUGUACUGUAAAAAUGUUGCACAUGUUAGCCAAAUUGUGGGGGGGCACGCAGUGAAAUGGCUGAAAACCCACCAUGCAUGAUGCCAUCAUCACCAAACCUCUGUGUUUGUUUAUGGUCAAUGUGUCAUGUGUGUCAGGUUUGUGAUGUUAUCACUUGUUCUGUAAUUCUGCCAUAGUGGUACACUCUGUCCUUGAUCACUGGCAUUGUAGUCAGCAUCUCACUGGGAUAAAUAAGUAUUUUAAAAGUCAACCAUGCCAUAUGAUUGUCUAAUUUCCAUACAGUUUGCUAUGGAAUGUUCCCUAUGUGUCAUGUUAGUAACAAAAUGCAAAAAUCACAGUUUAAUGCCAAAUAUGAUUGUCCUCAUGACGACGCUCUGAUCUUCAGCUUGCUACUUGUAUGAAAUAUAAAGCUCUUAAUCCUCCAGUAUACAUCACUGGAAAUUUUUAUUUGGGCCUGGUUUCUCCAAAAUGUCAGAUGAUAAAGAUAAAGCUUAUCACUAAGAUGCUUUUGGGAUGUCAAAACCUUACUUUAUACUGUCCUGAGUAUUAUAAAAUCAUUCUGUAUAUACUGUAAUACAUUUUUUCCUCACAAAAGAAAUGAAAGAUAAUUCUGAACUGGCACCUGUGUCAAAUGGAGCCUUGAAGUGUACUUGUUAUGAAGACUAUCAUUGUGAAGCUGCCUAAUUGGCCAGUAUGUAUUAAAUGGUAUAUGGUAUGUAUAAAAUGGUACUUGAAAAAUACAUACAUACAUACAUACACACACACACACACACACACUAAGUAUCCUAAGGUAAUGACUUUGGUACUAGUUGAGGGUGUGAUAAUGACAAAUAAAUAACGCUUAAGCUUAACGCAUUAAGCUUUAGAGAUGCUUUGUACAGUCUGAGAGCAGCUAAGGAUGCUGGGUAUUGUAGUGGCGCUACAGAUGUGAAGAAAAUCAUAGAUCUAGUUUUGGAUCAUCUAUUCUUUUGACAAUUGAAAGAUUAAUAAAGUGACACAAAAAAAUAAACAGUAUUUUUCUUAAA
Siniperca chuatsi (mandarin fish) is the source of this 3992-nucleotide messenger RNA. It is a transcript of the gene ctnnal1, whose product is annotated as catenin (cadherin-associated protein), alpha-like 1. NCBI's taxonomy places the organism in Eukaryota, Metazoa, Chordata, Actinopteri, Centrarchiformes, Sinipercidae. Gene Ontology annotation, biological process: Rho protein signal transduction; cell adhesion. Gene Ontology annotation, molecular function: actin filament binding; cadherin binding. The record is from RefSeq and is a predicted model, not a curated record. The transcript is spliced from 19 exons. The coding region runs from base 284 to 2557 and encodes 757 amino acids.